Molecule: messenger RNA, 2080 nt
Organism: Gopherus evgoodei (Goodes thornscrub tortoise)
Lineage: Eukaryota; Metazoa; Chordata; Testudines; Testudinidae
Gene: FBXO43
Product: F-box protein 43
Exons: 4
Coding region: 14-2080 (688 amino acids)
Biological process (GO): negative regulation of meiotic nuclear division; regulation of mitotic nuclear division
Cellular component (GO): nucleus
Source: RefSeq, a predicted model, not a curated record
UUCCAAGUGAAAGAUGUCAGAAAGUCGCUCAGUGCUGUCUAUUCUUAAAAGAGGAAGGUUGACUUCUCCCAGCAACAAUGUGAAAUACUCCAGCUUUAAAGACUCUUGUUCCACCUCCAUAUUUCAUGAUAGUGGAUAUAAUGUAUCAUUAAAAGACCCUAGCUUUGAUCAUACUGAUGCAGAACAUAAAGAUGAACUGAGUGCAAGACAACUAUCAUUACUGCAUGAGUAUUCUGAACAUUCACACCCUAAUUUAGUAAUUCCAGUGUCGUCUCCCAUCGAAAAUGGAAAGAAUUCUAUCUCCUUAUCUGAAAGAAAAGAGGCAAAUGUAGCUACAGAUUAUUUUGAAACUCCUAAAGUAAGUAAAAAAGACUCAUCACUGCGUAGGAGACUGCUUCUGUCUAAAACUGCUUUGGGAGGCAUUGUAGGAUGCUUUGAAAGACAAGCCAAUUCUUUGGAUUGCAGUAGGAGAAAAACAUUAUCUCAUGUUCUCAGUUUUGAAGAAAGACUUUCAAAAAGUUCUUCAUAUUCUCCAAGAGAUAACACAUACAAACCUCUAGCUACUAGCACUUUAAAAACUGAGGAGUUUAGUCCUGCUUGCCAAAAAUUGAGGCGUGCCUUUUCACAGCAAAGGACUUCUACAGUAGAUGAUUCCAAAUGUAAAAACAACUUGUUGUCAGAACCUGAAUGUUUAUCUCCAAUUCACCAUAAUAAUUCUAAGGACACUAUUAUUGAUAAGACUCCUAAUGAGUUCAGUGAUAGUGCCCUUACGAGCGUUAGUGAUGAAAGCACCUACCUGGAAUUGCUUAGAACCCCUGCAUCUUGUAUGUUAUCUGAGACAAAUGAGGAUAAAUUUCUGACUCCAGUCAGCAACCUAAUAGCAGAUUUUAACUUUGAUUUACUUGACACAAAUACUCCCCCUUCUCAUGUGGUAAGUGACUUGGACCUUUCAGUGCCUGAAGACAGUGGGUUUAAUUCCCUUGGCUUAGAUAAAUCAGAAGUUUCUUCUUCAGAUCAUGAGGGAUCUUUCCAAGAACUCCUUCAAAAACAAAAGGAAGUUUGCAAACUUCUGGAUGCUAAAAGAAAGUUAAGAAAACUAGACCGAGUGAGGAGGUUAUCCACCCUUCCGGAACGGGGUUCACAGUCAGAGACAGAGGAAGACUAUGAUGCUAAGCUAAUUAAUUCAGAAUAUAAAUUAAAAGUAGUAAGAGACCCUGACAGUGAAAACAGUGGAUUGGUUUUUAAUGAGGAGAAUAGUGGAGAUUUGAUUCUAAAUCUUGGGGAUUUAUCAAGAACACCUGCUUUACAAGUAGUCCAUGAAAUCUUCAUGCAAAGCAAAAAAAAAAGACCAGAGCAAAAUGGACUCUUGGAGAACACUGAAAGAGCUGAAAUGUCUGUAUUAGAAUACAUUCUUGCUGGACUCAUAGGCAAGAAAAUGGGCCUUGAAAAAUUAGAUAUUUUAACAGAAUUAAAAUACAGAGAUUUAAAACAUAUUCUUGCUAUAGUUUUAGGUGCUUUGACUGUGGAAAGCCUAUGCAGUAUUUGGAAAGUAAGCAAGAACUGGCGUGAAAUUGUUAUACAAGACAAAAAUGCAUAUCUCAGGAGAAAGCUGUACAUAAAACAGCUGAAGGCGGAAGCUGGGGGAUGUCUCUUGCAUGUUGAAGAUGCUGCCACAAGACUUAAUAUUCUAAGUAGAUCUGCUCUAAGACCUGUUCAAGCUCAAGCUAAAACUGCUGUGUCACAAACACCACCUUCUUGCAAUGAGCUUUUAACACCUACAGGAUGCAGUUCUGUUCCCCAGUCAACUAGUAAACAGGAAGAGUACCUUAAGAUUGCCAAAACCCUUUUUAUUGAUGAAGCUUUAAAACCUUGUCCAAGGUGUCAGUGCCCAGCUAAGUAUCAGCCCUUAAAGAAAAGGGGACUAUGUAGCCGAGAAGCCUGUGCAUUUGACUUCUGUAUUUUGUGUUUGUGCACCUUCCACGGAUCAAAAGAAUGCAGUAGUUCAUCUGCAAAGCGGCAAAAUAAAAAAGAUGCUCUUCCAGGAAGUGCCCAAAGCAAGAGAAAUUUAAAACGACUCUAA